AUGUCCAAGGAGCUGCUGCUCGGGCAAUCCUCCCCGCGACCACGCUCACCAGGGCACAAUCGACCGUUGGUUUUCGCAGGCUGUUUGCUCGCCAUUCUAUACUUCGCAUGGCCGUACCGGUCGAAUGCGCACAAAGUGGGCACGAUAACAUGGGGGCUCGCGUGCGACCGGCCCCACCAAGAAUGCGGGUCGAUUAUUGUGCCCAAAGACUACCUUGACUUGGCAGCAGGCACCGCGACCAUCGCCAUCUCGCGCAUCCGGGCGACGUGGCCUAAGCAGGGAACGGUGUUCAUGAAUCCAGGUGGACCGGGCGGGCCGGGGACGUGGAGCCCAACGCUCCGUGCGGCGGCGCUGGUUGGCGGGCAGUGGGACCUGGUCGGUUUUGACCCCCGUGGAAUUCAUCGCACAACUCCACAGGUCAAGUGCUUCCCGAACUCCGACCAUGGCCUCUUCCAAGCGAACACUGUGCUCGAGCGCGGCCUCACCGUCCCGUCCAUCAGGAAUUUGAGCGAUCCCGCUGUGGAGGCAGCUCUGGAGGUCCAAAUCCGUGAGCUUACUGCUCUCAGGAAGGCGGAGGCGGAGAUGUGCACAAGGAAUGUCGGAGAGGAGCUGAAAUACGUUGGCACAACAACUGUUGUUCGGGACAUCGCGUUCAUGGCGGAUGUAUUGGAGGGGAAGGGCUCCAAGAUAAACCUAUAUGCGGGUUCUUACGGGUCGAUCAUCGGCACGUACUUGGUCAAUAUGUUGCCUGAACGAGCCGGCCGUGUUGUCAUCGACGGAAUUGUGGAUCCUGUUCGGUGGUCCAAUGAACCAAUGUACAAGUGGCCCUUGUGGCUUUUGGCGUCCACGGAAAAGACGUACCGGUUUUUCCUAGAGACUUGUGCUGAAGCGGGGCCCACGCGGUGUCCUAUUUCCUAUGAACUCGGGGAAGACCACAAGGUUUUGGAGGCCCGUUUUGAGAGUUUUUUCGACAAACUCGCGCUUGAGCCCCUUCCCGUCACAUCAUCACAAGCGUUCCGUCCCGGUCUAUUGACUUCCGGUGCUGCUCGAGGCCUACUCCUCGGCCUUCUCGGUCAGCCGCCACAAUGGCAAUUCGCGGCGCAGGCAUUCGCGGAGGCCUUUAGCGGCAACGGCACGCUACUUUACAACCAGCUCGUGGCGCCCGACGCCACCUCAGAGUCGCCAUUCCACGAUCUCGUCAACUCUGCUGUCAUUUGCGCCGAUGUGCCGUCCACCACUGCGGCGGACAUCCCCUCCUCGGCCGAGCUCGCGGAAGAGCAUAUGCGUGUGCUGCGCGAAGUCAGUCCCCACUUCGGCGCGGUGUACCAGGAUGCCGGAUGUGAGUAUUGGCCGACGUCGGGACGCGGGCCGGAGCGCUUUGCCGGCCCGUGGAACGCGACGCUAGAGACCCCUAUGCUGAUUGUGAGCAACACGAUGGACCCGAUAAGCCCCGGCCAAGCGGGUCUUCGCAUCAACCAAGAAAUGGGCAAUUCGACGCGGCUCAUCAUCCAAGAUGGACCAGGGCACUGCGCUUCGUCGCUUCCAACACCCUGCACCCGUCAGCUCAUAACCGAGUACUUCGCCGGGACAGUUCCCGCCAACGGGACGACUUGCGUCGCGUCCCUGGACUACUUCCCAUCCCAAAACGGGUCCGUGCCCGUUGAGCUGGACGAUGCGCAGAUGUGGGGUCUCAUACCUGGGCGACGGCGGCGCACAUGA
Molecule: messenger RNA, 1719 nt
Organism: Mycena indigotica
Lineage: Eukaryota; Fungi; Basidiomycota; Agaricomycetes; Agaricales; Mycenaceae
Exons: 10
Coding region: 1-1719 (572 amino acids)
Source: RefSeq, a predicted model, not a curated record